Pipistrellus kuhlii (Kuhl's pipistrelle) is the source of this 1717-nucleotide messenger RNA. Its product is annotated as torsin-1B. The record is from RefSeq and is a predicted model, not a curated record. Gene Ontology annotation, biological process: protein localization to nucleus; nuclear membrane organization. Gene Ontology annotation, molecular function: ATP hydrolysis activity; kinesin binding; ATP binding. Gene Ontology annotation, cellular component: endoplasmic reticulum lumen; nuclear envelope; endoplasmic reticulum. Lineage: Eukaryota; Metazoa; Chordata; Mammalia; Chiroptera; Vespertilionidae. Bases 16 to 1071 code for a protein of 351 amino acids. The transcript has 6 exons.
GCGGGGAGCGGAGCGAUGCGGCCGGCCGGGCGGCUCGUGAGCGGAGCGGCACUGUGGCUGCUGCUGGCGGCCCGGGCGGUGGCGGCGAUCGAGCCCAUCAGCAUGGCCAUCAGCAUCGGGGCCGCGUCCAUCAUCACCGGCUACUUCUCCUACUGCCGCUUCGCCGAGUGCUGCCCCAAGCAGCGGCCGCUCAACGCGACGGCCCUGCAGCUGGCGUUGGAGGAGAAGCUGUUUGGGCAGCACCUGGCCGCGGAGGUGAUUCUCAAGGCGCUGACCAGCUUCAGGAACAACGACCGCCCCAAGAAACCGCUGACCCUGUCCCUGCACGGCUGGGCCGGCACAGGCAAGAACUUUGUGAGCCAAAUCGUGGCCGAACACCUUCAUGCAAAAGGCCUGAAGAGCAACUUUGUCCACCUGUUUGUGUCGACUCUGCACUUCCCUCACGAGCAGCAGAUAACCCUGUACCAGGACCAGUUACGGAAGUGGAUCCGGGGCAACGUGAGCGCCUGCGCCAGCUCCGUGUUCAUCUUCGAUGAGAUGGACAAGCUGCACCCCGGGGUCAUCGACGCCAUCAAGCCGUUCCUGGACUACUACGAGCAGCUGGAAGGCGUGUCCUACGGGAAGGCCGUCUUCAUCUUCCUCAGCCCCGAGGUACAGAGUCUUACAUGUGGUUUUCAUCUCUGUUUCUUGGGCAAACCCAGCAACGCAGGGGGGGACCUCAUCACGCAGACGGCCCUGGAGUUCUGGCGGGCGGGCCGGAAGAGGGAGGACAUCCAGCUGAAGGACCUGGAGCCCGUGCUGUCGGUGGGAGUCUUCAACAACAAGCACAGUGGCCUGUGGCGCAGCGGGCUGAUCGACAGGAACCUCAUCGACUACUUCAUCCCCUUCCUGCCGCUGGAGUACUCGCACGUGAAGAUGUGCGUGCGCGCAGAGCUGAGGGCCCGCGGCGCGGCCGUGGACGAGGACGUCGUCACCAGGGUGGCGGAGGAAAUGACCUUCUUCCCCAAAGACGAGAAAAUCUACUCCGACCGCGGCUGCAAGACGGUGCAGUCCCGGCUGGACAUCCUGUGACCUCCCUCCGAGCAGGGCGGCUGGGAGCUUAGGGCCAGGGCCUCGCCUCUCGGAACCACUUGGAAGACGUCGUCAGGAUUUGCACAUUUGUACUUGUGGACUUUCGGAAUCUAGAAGUUUUUAAGAGUUGAUUUUUGAUAAGCCGCUGAUCUGCCAAGUGCCUUGUCAUUUUGCAACAUGGCAGCAAUGCAGCUGUUGUUGCCGUUGAAGAUGAACUUUUAAAAUCCGAUCCCCCCACUCCUUCUCUUGACUCUGCAGAAGUGCCUUGCAAACAGCUGUCUGUGACCUCAAACUGCUGUCGCUCCUGAAGUCCAGGGCCUGCUGCGCGCUGGGAGCACUGGCUGUCACCUGCCGGAGCCAGGCUUCCACUCCGGUCCUCUUCACAGAGGCCCUGACAGGCAUUUUCCGUGGAGACCGGCGGUGCCUUCAGGCGCGGGCAGUGUCGGUGGGAGGACGUGUCGGGUCCUCGGUGCCGCAGCCAGAACAGGGGUCAUCGGCAUCUGGCCGCUGCUCUGCUGCCCGUGGAGCCCGCUCGCCUCUCCCUGUGGCCCUUCUGGACGCCAGUGACCCCUGCGCCCCCACCAGAGCGUUGGUUUCAGUUUCAGGUCCUAGUCCCAUGGGGACGUGUUUGAUAGUUUACACUGGG